CUGGUUCUUCUUUGGGAGAAACACAGCUCUGGGUGGAGGAGAAUGUUAUUGAAAACAGUCGCCUUGUCCGAGUUUAGACCAGUAACAAUGAUAUGUGGAAACUCAUGUACAGUACAGUACAGUGCCUACAGAAGACUUGUAUCUUCGUUCCAUGAAUUGAUAAGGUCUCCACUCCAAGCUCAUCAAAUGGUUCUUCGCUAUCGCUAGCGCCGGAGCCGUGGAUCUAUUUUGUCUCUCGCUAUUACAUUUCAGAUGUUAUCGACAUACAUAACUCUCGCUACGUUAGAUGAACUCGAAAAUUGGAGGUGGAGAUGGAAACGUCCAAUAGGACGAUGUACAUUCGCUUGAGGAAGGAGUCAGAGGAUAAAGGCGAGCACGCCCUUAUCGUCACUACCACAUUCACGUCGCUGGCAGCAUCAUUGGUAGCCGCUCGUUUUUAUACAUGGGGUCUGUUGGUUAAAAAGAUCGGUUCUGAUGACUGGACGUGCCUAGUAUCGUAUCUCUGAUACUCUCCAUUGUAUUCAUGGGACUGCUCAUUGGUGGUAUGGUAUGCAACCGAAAACUCCUUGAACGUGGCACAUUUCCGUUCAUCCCCGGCGAAGGAGACUUUGGAUAUUGGAAGGAAAACGCUAACGAACAAGUAGAACGGAAAUCCGCACCUGGUGGUAGUAAGACUGAAAUUUUGUUUGAUACGAUCAAGAAAAAAGUGAUACUCCUUUGUGCCUCUGUCCCAGUGCAUAGUGCUAGUCUCUUCUGCAACAAAGCCUCGAUCAGCCUGCAGUACCACAGAAGCUUCCCGGGGAGUCGAAUACGUAUAGCAUGCUAUGGCGCCCUCGCUUUCUUAACACUAUACGGCCUCUGGGUGGUUAUCGGGUCGUUUCUCAUCUGCGUCCCCAGUGAAACCUGCAUGAGUCGGGAUGCACUCUGGCUCUCCACUGCAAUUGUGCACAUCGUCACGGAUAUCAUUCUGCUUGCGAUCCCCAUGCCGAUUCCCAUCAGGCUGAAUCUUCAUAAAAGGAAGAGAAUCGGCCUCGUAUUGGUUUCGCUCUUGGAGGAUCAAAGCAAUGACGCGGCGGCCUCCUGGUCAGCUGUCAAAUGCGAUGUCGCGAGAAUAUGUUGCUCUCUUCCCACCCUACGGACGCUUAUAACCCGAAUGUUCCCAAACAUAUUUUCGAAGAGCAACCGUGCUUAUGGAGGCGGCUCCAAAGGGAAUUCCUGGUGUUUACCAAGAUGGUUCGGGUCCCAGGGGUCUCGAGGAGCAAUCGACCAGGAACAUGAUAUGCAACCUUCCCAGAAAAAGCCGAGGGAUGUAGAGGAUUGUGGAGAUUCAGGCAGGGGUGCGGAUGGGGUCAGAGCAAUCGAAUCGAUUUCACAGCGGCCCCUGUAUAUGACAUAG
Molecule: messenger RNA, 1396 nt
Organism: Blastomyces gilchristii SLH14081
Lineage: Eukaryota; Fungi; Ascomycota; Eurotiomycetes; Onygenales; Ajellomycetaceae
Exons: 5
Coding region: 524-1396 (290 amino acids)
Source: RefSeq, a predicted model, not a curated record